Opisthocomus hoazin is the source of this 1062-nucleotide messenger RNA. The record is from RefSeq and is a predicted model, not a curated record. NCBI's taxonomy places the organism in Eukaryota, Metazoa, Chordata, Aves, Opisthocomiformes, Opisthocomidae.
AUGCUGCGAGCUGUUGACAACUCUGUCCCUCCAGACUCCUGCGCUGGUGCGGGUUUACCAGGGAGCCACAGCCCCGUCGCCUCCUCCCGUCACGCAGUCCGUGCCACCGUCACGCUGUCUGUGCCGCCGCAUCCUGCGCUCCCUCGCUGCCAGACGUCGGAGAUCUCAGAGCUUUGCGGUCGCCAGCGAGGGCAGGCCCCGUCCUCCGUCCGCACGUUGGUCUCAGCGUUGUUUUUCCAGCUGGAGCGGCUGUGGCAGACGCAGCCGACCUUCCUGGUGGAACUCUCCCGAGUGCUGGCAAACCCCGGCAACAGCCAAGUUGCCCGCGUGGCGGCCGGCUUGCAGAUCAAGAACUCGCUGACGUCCAAGGACCCCGACAUCAAGGCCCAGUACCAGCAGAGAUGGCUCGCGAUCGACGCCAACGCCCGCAGGGAAGUCAAGAACUACGUUUUGCAGACGCUGGGUACCGAAACGUACAGGCCCAGCUCGGCCUCCCAGUGCGUGGCCGGCAUCGCCUGCGCUGAGAUCCCCAUGAACCAGUGGCCUGAGCUCAUUCCCCAGCUGGUAGCGAACGUUACGAAUCAGCACAGUACGGAGCACAUGAAAGAGUCGACGUUGGAGGCCAUCGGAUACAUCUGUCAGGACAUCGAACCAGAGCAGCUUCAGGACAAAUCCAACGAGAUCCUGACAGCCAUCAUCCAGGGAAUGAGAAAGGAAGAGCCCAGCAACAAUGUGAAGCUAGCAGCUACUAAUGCACUCCUGAACUCUUUGGAAUUCACCAAAGCAAACUUUGACAAAGAGUCUGAAAGGCACUUUAUUAUGCAAGUAGUCUGUGAAGCAACGCAGUGUCCAGAUACAAGGGUACGAGUGGCUGCCUUACAGAAUUUGGUGAAGAUAAUGUCCCUUUAUUAUCAGUAUAUGGAGACAUACAUGGGUCCUGCGCUUUUUGCUAUAACUAUUGAAGCAAUGAAAAGUGACAUAGACGAGGUGGCUCUGCAGGGAAUAGAGUUCUGGUCAAACGUCUGCGAUGAGGAGAUGGACCUGGCCAUAGAGGCCUCUGAG